Messenger RNA from Durio zibethinus, 982 nucleotides. The record is from RefSeq and is a predicted model, not a curated record. NCBI's taxonomy places the organism in Eukaryota, Viridiplantae, Streptophyta, Magnoliopsida, Malvales, Malvaceae.
UUUUUUUAAAAUUAGUAUUACUAAAAUGUAAUCAUAAAAUAAAAUCAUAGCACCAACAUUCUCAUCCUGCUCGCCACUCUCCUCCACUGAAAUGGCGCUAUCCAUAACCAUCACAAAUUGUAGUAGUAGUAGUACUACUACUACUAGUGGAAAUGGAGUGCGAAUCCUAUGCGACAACGCCACCAAACACUUAUACACCCAACUCCCUCCUCGCCACCACGUCCUCUUCCCUAUCUCCCCCAGAACCCUCCACUUAACCUCCGCAGCCAAAAAGUUCUCGUCCCGAACCGGACGCUUCGACAGCAAGAACCGGAGGACCACUCUCACGACGAAAGAACAAGAUGAGGAACAGGAGCAACAAUGGGUGGCGGAGAUUGAAGAACAAAAUGUUAUUCUAAGGGUUGGCUUGGAUAACGUUGGUGGGAGUUCGUCUGAAGUCUCGGCUGAUGGGAAGCCGUUUCCAGAGCUUCCGGGUCUUCAGCCGGAUUUGUGGGAAGGUCCACAGUGGGAUGUUCUUGGUUUCCUUGUUCAGUAUUUGUGGGCUUUUGGCAUCGUUUUCGCGUUAAUUGCAUGUGGGAUUGCUGUGACUACUUACAACGAAGGGGCAACAGAUUUUAAGGAGACUCCUGCAUACAAAGAGUCUAUCCAAUCUCAAGCGCUUUUAGAAGAACCCGAAGCCUCUAAUUCAGAUGUAUUUGAAUCAAACCCUACUGAAGUUGCACCCAGUUUGGAGUAGUUGCUAUAAAAUGAACAUAAUAGGUCUUUAAAUCUGGGUUGAUAAACAAAUCACUUACAUUUAAGAUUUUUUCCUUGAUUUGUAAGCUAAUGUAUUUAAUUUAUCUUAGCAAAUAUUGUAUCUUAAUGAUUUUGAGAUGAUGUUACAAAUAUUUGAUAGUCGGCAUACAUUAAAGGUCAAAGAGGUCACAGUUGGUUUUGAAGUGAUAUUUCCUGGGUAAUAGACUUGUUUGGGGGCAUAGUAAUC